AUGGCCACUCCUUUUACGCUUGAUAAUCGCGCAGCAAGCGGUUUCCAAGACGGCUCACGUUACGACAAAUAUAGGCCAUCAUACCCUACAGAAGCAGUAGACAAGCUCCUAAGUCAUUUAGGAGUAGCAAACCAGAAUAAUGCACGAGUUAUCGAUCUUGGGUCCGGCACAGGCAAGUUUACAGAAUUGAUAGCUGCUAGACCGGAGGAGUUUGAGAUUGUAGCCGCUGAGCCUCAUGAGGGUAUGAGGGAGGAAUUAGUGAAGAAGAAUUUAGGAUCUAGGAUUAAGGUGCUAGAUGGGGAUGCGGGGAAUAUUCCAGUCGGGGCGGAGUGGGCGGAUGCACUGAUAGCGGCGCAAGCUUUUCAUUGGUUUGCUACAGAGGAAUCCUUGAAGGAGAUCCACAGGGCUUUGCGGCCAGGUGCUAGUUUUGGGAUGAUUUGGAAUAUCGAGGACUAUAAUGCACCGAAAGACUGGCCAUCAGCAAGCAACUGGGAGCAAAAACUCAAGGAUAUUAUCGCCUCACUUGAAGACGGCCACCCACGCUUUAGACACCUGGCAUGGAAAAGGGUGUUUGAGAACCAGCAAGAUACUACUCCUUUACAGACUUUGAAAGAUACUUUCACUCAUCAUCUUCCCCUAUUUUCACUACCAAUUGGGGAGGAGGACGUGAAGUGGACAGUAUAUUUGACAGAUGAGGCGAUAUGGUCUCGUUAUUCUACCCUCAGUCAGAUAACGAAUCUGAAGGGAGCGAGAUUAGAAGAGGUGCGGAGGAAGGUGUUCGAGGCAUUGAAAGCAGAUGAUGUAGAGCGCAAUGCUGCUGGCGAGGUUGCGGUCCAUGGACGUACGCAUCUUGCAUGGACAUCGCGGGUCUAA
Molecule: messenger RNA, 873 nt
Organism: Venustampulla echinocandica
Lineage: Eukaryota; Fungi; Ascomycota; Leotiomycetes; Helotiales; Pleuroascaceae
Exons: 4
Coding region: 1-873 (290 amino acids)
Source: RefSeq, a predicted model, not a curated record